Molecule: messenger RNA, 8866 nt
Organism: Mugil cephalus (flathead mullet)
Lineage: Eukaryota; Metazoa; Chordata; Actinopteri; Mugiliformes; Mugilidae
Product: versican core protein-like
Exons: 8
Coding region: 29-7027 (2332 amino acids)
Molecular function (GO): calcium ion binding; signaling receptor activity
Source: RefSeq, a predicted model, not a curated record
AGAGAGUUCAGGUGACGAAACCACCGACAUGUUUACACCAACGGCUUCUGCCGGACCUACAUCUUCAUCUUUGUACAGUACCGAGGAACCAACAACAGUAUCACCUGGACCAAGUGCAAGUAUUGAAACAGAUAAGACAAAAGUACCAUUAGUGACAGAUGAGUCAUCAGUUUCUCCAAUAACAAGCUCAGAGACCGUGUCUCCUAGUUUGUCACCUGUCCUUUCCUCAACUGUUGGAGACAAAGACAUCAGUAGUCAGUCUUCAACAGCAGAAUCGAUUUCUUCCAUCAGCACAUCAACUAUGGAACCCACAACCACAACACUUUUCAUGUUUGUUGAGACAGAGGGCUCUGGAGACCAAAAGGAGGACUUUACUAUUGAUUCAUUGACUGUAUCAACCACUGUCUCUUCAGUCACUGGAAAAGAGACUACAGCCAUGUCCAUGUCAGAGGAAACUGAAACAGGGGUCACUUCAAAGACAGUUGGGACCACGGCCUCGUCACUCUUCAGUACUGAGAAACCAACAUCAGUGUCAGCUGGACCACAAGAGACUGUUACCCCGAGUAAGUCGGAAGAUGUUUCAGUAACUUCUCAGGAAAGUUCCACUUUCUGGACACCAGAUGAAGACAGCUCAGGUGAACCUACAACUCAUGUCUCCAGUAAACACACAACAGUUCCUACAGGUUCCUCAUUAUUAAGUACAGAGACACCAACUCCUCACUCAGAACAGGCCAAAGACAGUGCUCACACAGAUCAGACAGAGACAUCCUCUGUUACUGCUGUUACGGAUGAGACUGACAAAUCUCCAGUCAUGACUACAUUAGAUGCAGAGAGUUCAAGUUACCAAACCACAGACAUGUUUACACUAACGUCUUCUGCCAGAUCUACAUCUUCAUCGCAGUAUGGUUCUGAGGUCCCAGGAACAGUAUCACCUAGAACAACUCUAAUUGUUGUAACGGAUAAGACCAAAAUGCCAUCAGUCACAAUUGAGCCCUCUCCAUUCAGCACAGAAACACCUGUAGUUACCACAACAUCUACAUAUAAGACUAAAUCUGAUCAAAGCACAUCAACAACUUUUGUGACCAUCGGUACAGAAGGUUCAGUUUCACUCUCAUCUAUUGUGGCUUCAUCUACCAUCUCAACAACAGAUUCUUCCAGUGUCACAUCAUCUUUUCAACAGAGUGGGGAUUUUGAUCGCAACUUGACAACAAAUUCUGCAUAUGUUGAACCUUUUCCAUCCACACCAAUAGCCAUUGGUGACCAUAACACAAUUACAGUCUCCUCUUCUACAGAAACCAAAAGUUCAGGAGAUGAAUUUACAAACAUUAUACCUGAUGUAAUAGUUCAAGCAACAGGAACACAGUCACCUAUGGAGUUGCUCACUGAUCGCUCCAAUGAGUCAGGAACCAUCACUACCACACCUCUGCAGGCAACAGCAAAAAGUACAAUUACAGAACUACCUGAAAAGUUAUUAAGCACGGAAAAAACAUCAGCCAUCCCACUCAUUGAUGAAUUUGAAACUACUUCUGCAAUCACUUUGACAGGAAAUGACAAAUCAACUGGAAAAACAACAGAAAUUUUAACAGAGGAAUCAUCUACCAUGUCUUUGUUGCCAACAACAGAUCAAACCCUGGAAACUAGCAGCAACUUGGCAGCAGUGAUUGGAACUCCACAGGAAAUAUCUUCAGUAUCUCCAAGUUCCACAGGGCCAUCCAUUCCUAUAAUUGAUGAGACUGAGUAUAUUGAUCAAAGCCCUGAUUUUACCAUCAAAGAUGCAGAAAAGACAUCAGCUACUAUCUCUUCAAUGUUUAUUACCGAAAAACCAGUAGUAACAACAGUAUCAUUUACUGGAACCAAUGACAGCUCAGAUUCUACUGUCAUUACACCCAACAUAGAAAAAAGUGUUGUAACUCUUAAAACAGACACAAUAGUCAUGGCUACUGAAAGAAGACAAAGUACGGAAGUGGGCUCUCCUUCCUCUGAUAUCACAACACCCUCUGCAUUCAGCACAGAGAAACCUACGACCACAACCCUUGCAAGUGCAUUAGUUUCAAAAUCAGCAGAAACACUCGACAUGUUUACUCAGACCUCUUCUAUGACAUCUUCUGUUGUCAGUGCUGAGUCCUCAGUAGAACCAGACGACGGAGUGGACUACAGCAUGCAGUUUAUUGAAUCCCAGCCUGUAUUCAUAAAGACCCCUCUCAAGUCAACUAGUGCUGCCACGCCACAGCCCAGUGUUGAAUCAUCAACCCAGUCCUCAUCUGCCUACAUUAGAGGGGAUUCUACCACAAUUCAGGAAGUGGCAUCAUCAGUGUCUGUGUCAGAAAGUGGUGAUUUUUCCGAUGUAGAGAACUCUGGUGAUCAAUCAAUUUUUGCAACAACUACAUUUAGACCAUCAGUCACAUAUACAUUUGUUGAGAAAAAAAGUUUGAGUGAAUUUACAACUGCCACACAAAGUCCCCUUACACUUGUGACCUCCCAACCCAUUGCAAUUCCCAGUGUCGCUGCAUUUACCACAAAGGAAAGCUCUGCUUACACUGACACAGAGAGCUCUAGUGGCUUACCUGAAGAUGAUGAUUCUGCAUUUACAGAUGAAACUGAAACAGAUGAAACUGAGAGCACAUCUGACACAUUCAGUGCUGCAUCUUCGACUCACCGCAGUACACAACAUACAAAAGAAUUCACGUCAUCCACACAAUCUCCGCACAUGGUUAGCACUGAGAUCUACAUUACUGGGCAGGGAAGUGGAUCCUCCACAGAUGAUCCUACUUUUGAGGAUGAUAGUUCAGGUGCUGACAUGAAUGGAUCAACUACAUUUAUAUCAGUCACAAGUCUUCCUGUUAUGUUCACUACCACAACUGCUACAAGACCAAUGCAGUCCACUGACAGUGUUAUGGAACAAUACCCUGCUGUCUCUACGGAUUCUCUCUACAGCACUGAGAAGCCAAUGGCAGUGUCAAUAUUUCAGGAUACUUCAGUUGAUAUGUUCUCACAAAUGGAUUCAGUGUCAACUUCAGAAUCUCCUGGUGUCACUUUGGACUAUGAUAUCAGCAAAAAACCCACAUUUUUGGAAUCCGAGUUAUCCUCCACAAGUGCACCCGAAAGGUCAUAUGAGGCAGAUGUGAGUAGUACCACUGCUACCUCAGCAGGUACAAGCUCGGUGUAUACAGGAGAAGAUAGUUCAAGUGACCAUACCACUGAAGUGCUUGCAAAUGUGGAUGAUAUUACAUUACUAAACACAAAAGGACCAACAAUAACAACAGAAACUCAUGAAAGUGCAUUUGUUGAAAGCUCAAAGAUUAUAGCUUCUUCACUCUACAGCACUGAAAAGUCACAUGUAACAACAGCUUAUAACCAUUCAGUAAAUACACCUCUACUGACAACUGAUAAUACAACAUUAGACCUAGGUGACACUGCAACAGAGAGAACGACUUUUGGUGACCAAACUAGUGAAAUGUUGAGCUCAGUGCCAACAGUGAUGGAGAGUGUCACCUUUUCAGAAGCAGCAGGUGAAACGGAUACUCUUGUUUCAGUGGCAUCAACCUAUGAUGGCCAAGUUUUCUUAGAGAGUGAGACUACUCAAGCUACAGAAAGUCCCGUUGCUUCUGAAACAACAGAACAAAUUUUUUCAAGUGGUGGAAAAGUUGAUGAUGUGUUGCUUUUCUCUUACACAACUAUGUCCUCCCACACAACUGAAGUUUCAGUCAGUGAUCAGACUUUUGCUGAUUUAUCUGCAGUGAGCUCAGUCAAUGAGUCUAAGCAAGAUGAAUUCAUGCCGAUGUCUACCCCAAUCCCUAGCAUUGUUUACCAUAGUAUUACUGACCAGCAGGUUGAAAUCAUUACUCCCAGUAGCAGCCAAGUCAAGACUGACCUAACAGAACAGACACCUACCAUGGUCCUGCAUGUCUCUAAACCAUCAGCAGGCACUUCCAUCAUAUUCACCGAGAAUACAACAGAUGAAGAUAAUCUGUUCUCAUCAGUAACAGACAGUAUGAGGGAAGGCAGCCCCACUCCAGAGCUUAUUAGCAAAGAUAAUACAAUGAUUGACGCAGAUAAUAUCUCUAUAGUUCCCUCUUCUUCAUUUUAUUCAAAAAUCCAGACAGAGGAAGCUGGAGGCAUCACUGCAAUUGCAAUGAUACAAACGGUGGGGGUAACAGAAGAACCCGAGGGUUCAGGGACUGUUAGUGGGAUCCUCUAUACUCCUACACCAGUAACUGUACGUGCAACCUCAGCCAGAGAUUCUUCAUUAACCACAAUAUCUUCUGACUCUUCGCUGCCCACUUCAAAAUCAUCUGCGGAAAUGUCCAGUGAAGAGAAAUCAUCACUUCAGGCCAUCCCAGCUACUAACGCUGAAAAAAUAACUGAUUUAACUACUGCCUCUUCCUCCUCCUCUUUGGCUAUUCAGACCUUACCUGAAACUCCAGACACCAGUGUUGUCACUCAUGUGUCCUUGGUUGCGACAACUUCAGCAUCCUCUGUGGAUAAAUCGACAGCAUCAGCAUUGACAGGCUCGUCGCAGUUUAGUACUGAGAAGCCAACUGACACAUCCUCGCUUGAUGAGCACAUAUUGUCCAUUACAACAAUACCAUCUUAUUCCCACAAUGAUAAAUUCUCAGUUUCAAGCAUCACAGAUGUUGCUGGUGUGCAAGGCUCUGGGGCUUCAGAUACCACAGUUGCACCAUCUACAAAAGUGACAUCUGACGGAUCAAAAGAAUCUUUGUUUUCAUUAUCUACCACUGCACCACAUGAAGAGCUUGCCUCUGUAUCGACAAAAGAGCCCACUUCCUCUCUACAAAGUACAUUAAAGCCCAAUGUCAUGGUUCAGUUUGACACCACUUUUGUCCCAAAACCAGAAACAACACAACCUGAGGUGUCUUUCCAACAGCUCAGAUCUGAGAUCACUUUCACUCAUCUACCCAUAAUUGACUCCUCUGAGAAAACAGUUUUAGCCACCACCAGUCCAAUGCUGCCUCGUAAGGAGACAAGUGAGGGCACUGACACUAGUGCUAUGAGUCCUAUUAUGGACAUUACAAACACAGCAAUGGAUAUUCAAACAGCUGAAGCAACAAAGCAAGUAUAUUUAACUGAAGAAGUUUCAACUGAUGCUGAAGGAGUUUCAGUCCAAUUUCAAACCACUGUUUUUCCUGCACAGCUAAUGACUGAUUCCUUCGAGUCAGUUAAGCAAGAUAUAACGCUAACACAAACACACACUGAUUUUUCAUCUCAGGAUGUAUCAACUACAACAACUCAACCCAUUUUUGUAAAUCUUGAAACAAGCCAGACUGCAGAAACAACACCUUUUCCUACAUUGUCACUGGAUAGAUCUGCUGAACAUGGGACAGUUGAACCAAACUUUGACACAAUUAACAGCACCGAUAGUAGCUCCAAAGAAAAGUCAACAAAGCCACCUGUAGAAGGAGUAGCUGUCACAGUCCUGGCAUCACCUCCCUUCAGUGCAGCAUCAGUCUCUAGUUCUGAGAGCAGUUCAGAAAGCAGCUCAGAAGAUAUCAUGGCAACAGCAAGCACUGUUAAUCUGGAUGACGAUAAGGUUGAACGCAUCACCUCUAAACUUCCAUCUACCAUGCCUUCCAUCCUUAGCACUGAAGCUGCAAGUGGGUCUGUCACUUCUGAGAAUUCAUUGUUCAACUCUGAUAGGGAAUUUAUAGAGUUGAUGACUACAAAGGUACCAAAGAUUGACAGUAUGAAACAACAACCUCUGUCCCCAGAUGAAAUCCAGAUGAUAUUCAAGGAAGAUACAACUAAAGCUUCAACUGUUGCAUCGAUUCAUUUUAGUGACACCUCUGAGAAAGAGGCAGCUAUAACUGAUGUCUAUUCUCAGACCAAAAUAGCCACAAACAUCCAUUCAGAGUCCUCAGCAGUGUCACCAACCCAGGCACCAAGCCAGCCUGUUGCACCUGCAACCACCCCAUCUAUUUAUGAAUAUGACGACUUCACUGCUCCUCAAUCAUUUGUUGGAGGACCCCCAAUAAAACCAGAAGAAACAUCUACUAAGCCCAAUACAAGACUUGAUUUGGGGCACACCGUUGUUGGCGAGACUGUAGAAAUACCCGGAAUUAACUCAUGCACAGAGAACAUUUGUCAGAAUGGAGGCUCUUGCUACAAGACUGGCAGUGUCCAUACAUGCAGCUGUACCCCAGGUUACAGUGGUGAUCAAUGCGAAAUAGAUAUUGAUGAGUGUCAGUCAAAUCCAUGCCGCAAUGGAGGUACAUGUGUUGAUGGGCUGGCUUCAUUUACAUGUGUGUGCCUUCCAAGCUACUCCGGCCUGUAUUGUGAGGAAGACACAGAAACAUGUGACUAUGGCUGGCAUAAGUUUCAGGGGCACUGCUAUAGGUACUUCCCCCAGAGGAGAAACUGGGACACAGCGGAGAGAGAGUGUCGCAUGCAGAGGGCUCACCUCGCCAGCAUCCUGUCCCAUGAGGAGCAACAGUUUGUUAACCGUCUUGGACAGGACUACCAGUGGAUCGGCCUGAAUGAUAAGAUGUUUGACAACGACUUCCGUUGGACUGAUGGCAGUCCUAUGCAAUAUGAAAACUGGAGGCCCAACCAGCCUGACAGCUUCUUCUCGUCUGGCGAAGACUGUGUGGUGAUGAUAUGGCACGAGGAUGGCCAGUGGAACGACGUUCCUUGCAAUUACCACCUCACCUUCACCUGCAAGAAGGGGACAGUGUCCUGCAGUCAGCCCCCUUUGGUAGAGAAUGCACGAACCUUUGGGAAGCAUCGCGAGAGGUACGAGAUUAACUCACUGGUGAGAUACCAGUGCCGGACAGGCUUUAUUCAGAGGCAUGUCCCAACUAUCCGAUGUCGUGGCGAUGGACGUUGGGAUGUCCCUAAAAUCACCUGCAUGAACCCUUCAAACUAUCAGAGGACUUUUAUCAGAAGACAUCAACACAAUAGUCUCUACAGCAUCAACAACUUCAAAAAAUGGCAAGAUGAGUCCUUCCGCUUUCACCAGCAGCGCUACCGGGGACGGAGAGACAGAACCGACCACAAGCGAAAGAGGCAGUGAUUGCCGAGUAACGUGGCACAGCUCCCCAGAGACGAGAGCGCAAGCCAGACGCUUGUGUGAAAAGAGGAAAAAGGGGAAAAGCACAAGAGAAAACUUAUCAAAGAAACCAAGAGGAUGACCUGCAGUUUUCUUGCAUUUCGGAUGACGAUGGAAUCUCAUGAAGUGCCUUUUAAAGAGAUGCUGACACAUGACUUCACUUAUCAGUGGGCACUGUUUUCUAACGUUGCCAAUGUGGAUUAAAAAAGAAAACAACUUUCAGCUGGCUACUGGAAAAAAGCAAAAAAAAGUACUCUCAUCAAACCUUUUUUUUUUUUUUUAACCAUGGAAGUUUCCUCUGUCUUUAGCUUAUCAAAAAAAGAUCCUUUCAUUACUGUUUUCUAAUACCUUUGUACACCAACUGUGCAUUUUAAAAUGAAGUGCGCCUUACUUGUACAAAGAAAGCUGUUGUGAAAUGAUAGCGCUUAUGUAAAGGAUUCGAUUAUGUUGUUCUGUACUAAGAUGGACUUCUUAUCAAUGAUGAAUGACGAAGUCUGCAGGUUUUUUUUUUUUAUUAUUAUUUGUUUGUUUGUUUAUUCCACGUCAAGAAAUCCAAGCAUGGGUUCUCAGAAUAAUAAAUGGAGGUAAUCAAAAACCUCCUACUACAGUUAUCUAAAUAUUGUGUUACCACAAACCUUUCUUUCCUUCUUUCUUUCCCCAGUCUCUAAUCAGCCGGAGCGCAAAUCAGAUUCUAUUCACCCAAGUCCGGUGAAGUUUCUGCAAAUCGCUCUGGCCCCAUCUGGAGACCUUGUUUGUGGUGGCAGCUUUCAAAGUAUCAAACUACCAUACUCUCACACCGCAUGAGUUCAUCGGAUGUUUCCAGUGUCAAGUUAAAUGUUUAAAGAGAGAUUUCUACUACAGAGAGUACCUUUAAAAUGUUACACACAUUUCUUUUGUAUGAUGCAAUUUUAUAUGAGAGAUUGCUCUCCUAAGUAUCGGCAAAGCCUUUAUCCGCAGAUGGAAAUUGAUUUCCAUCAGUAUUUUUAAAAUGAAAGAAGGGAAGUGUGGCUUGUGUGGCCUGUAUUUUCUGCCACCAUUAGUCGCUGCAGCGUGUUUACAGUAACUGCAGAGCUGUUGAUAGUCACGCGCCGAAACGUCUCACUCGUCGCUGUUUUGCUUUUCUAACUAAGGCUUUCCUUCACUGAUCUUUUUUGUUUUUGUGGUCAAUUAAAACCAGCCAUUAGAAUGUAUUUUGUGAAACACUCAAAAAGACUUGAACGUAACAGCUGUUUAGGCGGAGAUGCGUAUAAUUUAUUUUCAAGCUGCUCUUGAUCUCCUUAUAUAGACUGACAGGUGAAAUAUGAUGCAGUCACUCAGCCUGGCAGUGCUCUUCAUGUAUUUUUAUUGUAUGUUCGAGAGGAGAGCAGCCACAUUCAGACUGUUUAAAUGGGAUGCGUUGAAGGUGAAAGGUUACUUAUCAGUAUGAGCGAUUUACAUGUCUUUUUUAUUUUUUUUUAUGUUUUAUUUUUUUUUUAUGCCAGCAGUGGACCAAAGAUCAUGGUGGGCCACAUCAGCAAUAACCUGCAAUACGUUUGUUCUGUAACAUUAACAAAAUGUUUGUACAUGUGGAUGGUUAAAUGUGUUUCUCUGAACUUUUUUUUGAAAUGGAGAAAUGUUCCGUUGUGUCUGCCUGUGAAUGUCUGUGUAUGUUUAACCUUAAUGUGCACAUAAUAACAGUUAUAUUUAUAACUUUUUAUUAUUAUUAUUGUUGUUAUUUUACAAUGUGAAUGUCUUGUAUGUUUGUGAAUUUUUUUGUUUCUGCUUCACCAAAGAAAUAAAUAUAAGGAUACUAUACACCUAUAA